Molecule: messenger RNA, 2703 nt
Organism: Corticium candelabrum
Lineage: Eukaryota; Metazoa; Porifera; Homoscleromorpha; Homosclerophorida; Plakinidae
Product: proto-oncogene tyrosine-protein kinase ROS-like
Exons: 8
Coding region: 101-2458 (785 amino acids)
Biological process (GO): multicellular organism development; positive regulation of kinase activity; cell surface receptor protein tyrosine kinase signaling pathway
Cellular component (GO): signaling receptor complex; plasma membrane
Molecular function (GO): transmembrane receptor protein tyrosine kinase activity; ATP binding
Source: RefSeq, a predicted model, not a curated record
UCAUGACUUUUACGGGUUUCAUGACGGAAAUAUAUUGGAAACGUGGAAUAACUGGACGGGCAACGGGUGGUUGCUUGGCAUUCCAUUUGGAAAUGAAAAUAUGUUUGAUUGGAUACAGCCGUUGGAAUGGAAAUAUGAGAUCGUGAAGCUAGUUAGUGAUAACACUAUGCUUGCUGGUGAUUUAUACGGCACGUGGUGGAUUGAGAAAUACUUGAAAGACAAUUUCACUUCAGUACUGUCGUUGACUUCUUCUUCAGCUAGACUACCAGUUGUGCCUCAGUGUGUCUCAGAGGAAACUGAUUCUCUUUCAUGCAAUUCGACUGACUUACAUUCUAUGGUUGCAUUGGUGGCUACUGUUGCUUUACUGUUGUUACUCUGCUGUGGUGUUUGGAUAUACCAACGGCGAGAAAACAUGCAGCAAGUGAAGAGGGUGAUCACAUCACCCGGUUUAUUGAUCAUUAGUUGUACUGUGUUUGUUUCCAUUGUGACCAGCAUGUGGAUAAUAAUGGGAGAUGACGUUCUCGACUGCGACAACAGAGUCGAUGACUUUCUUGUUACGUUGACCAUUUCUGUCUUUUUUGCUGUGCUGCUUGUACACUUACUCGUGCAACUCACUUCCAGUCAUUUGAUGAAAUUGGUCAUCAAGUGGUUCGGGUUUCUGAUUAUUGUAGCAGUGGCGGUCGUCGUCUCGGCUGUGGCGCAUCUAGAUCAAACUGAGGAGAUCGACGAUGACUCCAACAUUGUCAACCAUUGUUACAAGGAACGAAGGAAAACUGUGUCUGUUGUGUCAUAUCUGUAUGGCACCAUUCUGUGUAUUACAUGCAUUACACUGCUACUACGCAACAUUUGCUCUAAAAAUGGAGAUUACAUUGAAAGUAAUCUUACUUUCAAGACUGUUGCUGCAUUUCUGGCAAUAUUUAUUGGAGUCGUAUACACGGUCUUGGUGAUCGUUCUUGUGUGGAUCGACAGUCAUGACUCGUGUGUUAUAAUGGGACGGAUCUUCAUCGUGUUAGCAUGUUUUCCAAUGAUCGUGUGUUUGAUCAACAUCGUGGUAUUGUUGCUUUCUGAACCAAGCAAUGCUGUUGAUGCAUUCCAUAUGAAGUCUCCAGACAUGGAAUUGGAUAAACCGUAUCCUCGGAGCAGAUCUCAUCUUUAUGUGUUUGAGGGAUUUCCUGAAUUGACUGCAACGAGAGGUGGUACGUUUACAAUAGACCAGGAGUUGUGUGAUGAGAUACAUAAGGUGAUCAUUGAGCCACAGAGAAUCAAGAUUGUAGCGAAUAUAGGAAGUGGCAAUUUUGGACAAGUUUUUAAGGGUAUUCUUGAUGAUAGUACAAAUGUCGCUAUCAAAGCUGUUCAGGAUACCGAGUGUGACAAACAAGUGAAUGACUUUAUUCGUGAGGGUCUACAGAUGCAAGACUUUGAUCAUCCCAAUGUCAUGCAGCUUGUGGGCAUUUGCUGGGCCAAACAGGAGAACGUUGAUCUGAGACCAUUCGCUCCAUUGAUUGUCUUGCCAUACAUGGAACUCGGCGACUUAAAAACAUACUUGAGAAAGAGCAGACCCAGAAGAGAGUCUGACAAGGAAAGUCCCAUCAGUUUGGUCCAGUUGGUCAAGUUUGGGCAUCAAAUUGCAAAGGGAAUGGAAUACCUUGCAGCAGCCGGGAUUGUCCAUCGAGACUUGGCUGCCAGGAACUGCAUGGUUAAUUGGGACUUGGAAGUCAAAGUGGCCGAUUUUGGUUUGUCUCGCUUGAUGACGGGAAAGGAUUAUUAUCGGAUGGGACAGUUCAGUCGUUUGCCGGUCAAAUGGAUGGCACCGGAAUGUUUGACGGAUUUGGUCUUUGCUACGAGUUCGGAUGUGUGGGCUUACGGCAUCACAUUGUGGGAAGUGAUGACACUAGGACAAGUCCCCUACCCUGGAGUCGACAAUCAAGAUGUCCUUUCUUAUCUGAGGAAAGAAAAGCGACUCGAGAAACCACCUGAAUGCCCCAACAGAGUAUACGAUAUCAUGCAGAGAUGUUGGAAAACACACGCAGAGCAUCGUCCGACCUUCGGUGACAUAGUGGCAGACAUCGAAGACUACCUCUCUGAACUCAUGAAUUACUUCGAUCCGUUUACAUACUCUGGUAGAGAAACUCCACCUCCCGAUCCUUACACAGCAUGGCGCUUGAUGUCGAUCUCUGAGGAGGUGGAACACGAUGAAAAUGUCGAGAAAUCAGUAGAAGAAAACACACGAAUGAAAAACCAAUCAGACAUCGUUGCAUCGAAAAAGAAACCUCAACCGAAUGCAUCGGGUGGUGGUCAUGGUGGUAGCAAGUCGACCAUAGCACGGAUGGUUCUGAGUAUGACUAAGGGGGCGUCGCUUGGGAUGGUUCGACGAAGUAGCAGCAAUGCUCUGUUUGUGGAUGCUCAUAAUGCCACGAACGUGAUAGACAACAGAAGCAAACGAGAGGUAUCCGUGUGAGUAAGACGACCGUUUUAGUUACGAGUCAUCCCACUGCAGUUUUGGAUCGUAUUGUCGACUACGUGACAGUCGAUCGUGUCUAGAGAUUUCCUCAAAAAUCACAUUUUUGAUUAUGCAAUGUCAUGACUGGUAGUACAGUUGAUUAUGUCAAUACCAAGUGAGUCAAGAUUUCUGAUGAUAUUUUAAUUAAUUAUUUCAUUUGUUGUGAAUGUAUUGUACUGUGACCCAGUAGACUCGGCCAAUAC